AUGGCUGAUGAUCAAAGAGCAAAAAUCACAUCUCUUAAUAGAAAGAGAGGUAGUAUAAAAUCCUCUUUAACAAAGCUGAACUCUUUUAUCGAAACGGAUGAUUCAAAGGACUCAAUAGUGUAUCAAACCAAACUGGAUAAUCUUCUCAAGAUUAAACAAAACCUAGAACAGAUUAAAGAAGAGUACUUCGUCACAGCCGAGGAUUCCGAAUUACAAGAAUUGGAAGAUUCGGUAGAAGAAUUAGAAGAAGAGUGCGAAAGACUAGAGAUGUUUCGUCAGAUUUUAGUUGUGCCACAUCAAAGAGACUAUUUACGAAUUUUAUGGUUUGAUGAAAACUCUCAUCAAGAAGUAACAUUUAGAUUAAAAACUGUGACAUAUGGCACUUCAUGUGCACCUCAUCUUGCCAUACGCACCAUUAAACAAUUAGCUUUAGAUGAAGCGUCGGACUUUCCGUUAGCAUCGGAAAUGGUUUUACGCGACCUUUACAUGGAUGAUGGGAUUACAGGUGCCCCGGAUAUCCAAACUGCUCAAAUUCUACAACAACAGCUUAUAAAAAUGUUCGCAAGAGCAGGAAUGUCUUUACAUAAAUGGACUUCAAACUCACAGGAACUUUUAAAUAGUUUUCCAACUUCUAAUCCUGAAAACACUUUUCCCAUAGAUGAGCAGGUCUCAAAGGCUCUUGGCAUGCAUUGGAAGCCUUUCGAGGAUUUAUUCAUAUUCACAGUCAAGUAUGAGAAUGAAUCUAUACUCACGAAACGAACAGUUCUGUCAGUCAUUGCCAGACUAUACGACCCCUUGGGUCUGCUGGGACCAGUUAUAUCUAAAAUGAAGAUUUUUCUCCAAAAAUUGUGGUUGCAAAAACUUACAUUUGACGACCCCCUUCCACCAGCCAUUGGUAAAGAGUGGAGUCAUUUAGUUCAAUCCCUUAGGGCUCUUGAACUAGUAAAAAUCCCAAGAUGGAUUUUAAAUGAAAAUCCUGCAAAAUUAAUUCUUCAUUGUUUCUCAGACGCCAGUGAAGCCGCAUAUGGAGCAGUUAUUUAUCUACAAUGCAUCAGUGCCAAUAAUAUAGUCACAUCUAGACUUGUAUGCAGCAAAUCUCGAGUCUCCCCAUUAAGGACUGUCUCCAUUCCCAGAUUGGAACUUUGUGGAUGUCUUCUCGCUGCUCAACUAAAGGCCAAGGUUGAAAAAGCUUUACAUCUACAAAUUGAUAGCGCAGUGCUGUACACAGAUUCUACUAUUUCCCUAGCCUGGAUUCAAACACCACCACAUCGUCUCAAGACAUUUGUUGCAAAUAGAGUGGGAAAAAUACAACAACUGACGCAGAACAACAAAUGGCAGCAUGUUUCCUCCACUUUAAACCCAGUAGAUGUGAUAUCAAGAGGACUAGUUCCAGAACAACUGAUUGACAACUAUUUAUGGUGGAAUGGACCAACUUUCCUUCAAGAACUACCUGUUUCUGUGAACUGUGCUGACCAACAAAUGAUUGAUGCAUCUCAAGAUUCUCAAUUUUUAUUGGAACUCAAGGACAAUAACACUCACUCCUUAAUUUCUAGGAAACUGCAGAAACAAGAAGAUGAAGGGUUCACUCUCCUCAAAGGAAAUCGAGGAAGCAGAAUUUAA
Molecule: messenger RNA, 1620 nt
Organism: Argiope bruennichi
Lineage: Eukaryota; Metazoa; Arthropoda; Arachnida; Araneae; Araneidae
Exons: 3
Coding region: 1-1620 (539 amino acids)
Source: RefSeq, a predicted model, not a curated record